Molecule: messenger RNA, 3052 nt
Organism: Oncorhynchus tshawytscha (Chinook salmon)
Lineage: Eukaryota; Metazoa; Chordata; Actinopteri; Salmoniformes; Salmonidae
Product: neurotrophin-3
Exons: 1
Coding region: 1160-1948 (262 amino acids)
Biological process (GO): memory; negative regulation of neuron apoptotic process; cell surface receptor protein tyrosine kinase signaling pathway
Molecular function (GO): growth factor activity; nerve growth factor receptor binding
Source: RefSeq, a predicted model, not a curated record
CUCCAGGACUAAUUCUAUUAGCAUUUUGGCAUGAUUCUAGAUUCAGAACAUAAAACAACAUUCAUAAUGCUCCAGGACUAAUUCGAUUAGCAUUUUGGCAUGAUUCUAGAUUCAGAACAUAAAACAACAUUCAUAAUGCUCCAGGACUAAUUCUAUUAGCAUUUUGGCAUGAUUCUAGAUUCAGAACAUAAAACAACAUUCAUAAUGCUCCAGGACUAAUUCUAUUAGCAUUUUGGCAUGAUUCUAGAUUCAGAACAUAAAACAUCCAUAAUGCUCCAGGACUAAUUCUAUUAGCAUUUUGGCAUGAUUCUAGAUUCAGAACAUAAAACAUCCAUAAUGCUCCAGGACUAAUUCUAUUAGCAUUUUGGCAUGAUUCUAGAUUCAGAACAUAAAACAUCCAUAAUGCUCCAGGACUAAUUCUAUUAGCAUUUUGGCAUGAUUCUAGAUUCAGAACAUAAAACAACAUCCAUAAUGUUCCAGGACUAAUUCUAUUAGCAUUUUGGCAUGAUUCUAGAUUCAGAACAUAAAACAACAUUCAUAAUGCUCCAGGACUAAUUCUAUUAGCAUUUUGGCAUGAUUCUAGAUUCAGAAUAUAAAACUACAUUCAUAAUGCUCCAGGACUAAUCCCAUUAGCAUUUUGGCAUGAUUCUAGAUUCAGAACAUAAAACAUCCAUAAUGCUCCAGGACUAAUUCUAUUAGCAUUUUGGCAUGAUUCUAGAUUCAGAACAUAAAACAUCCAUAAUGCUCCAGGACUAAUUCUAUUAGCAUUUUGGCAUGAUUCUAGAUUCAGAACAUAAAACAACAUUCAUAUGUUCCAGGACUAAUUCUAUUAGCAUUUUGGCAUGAUUCUAGAUUCAGAACAUAAAACAACAUUCAUAAUGCUCCAGGACUAAUUUAUAUUAGCAUUUUGGCAUGAUUCUAGAUUCAGAAUAUAAAAUGUUGAUAAUGCUUCAGGUGAUUAAUAAAUUAUAACUGAUCUGAAUUAGUAACUGAAUCAAGUGGUGUGAUUAUUGAUUAUAGGUGAUUAAUAACUGCUAUUCUGUCUUCUCUACUCCACAGAUCUUACAGGUGAAUCUAGUGGUGUAAUUAUUGAUGAUAGGUGAUUAAUAACUGAUAUCCUGUCUCCUCUACUCCACAGAUCUUACAGGUGAAUCUAGUGAUGUCCAUGUUGCUGUAUGUGUUGUUCCUAGCGUACCUCUACGGUAUCCAGGCAACGCACAUGGAGCGCCAGCAGCCCCCGCCCACCCAGGACCCCAUCAACUCCCUCAUCAUCCAGCUGCUGCAGGCGGACCUGACCCGCGGCCGGGGGAGGCAGGGUGAGGGCCAGGACAGGCAGGCCCAGGACACAUUGCCACCGUUGGGCCUGCUCGCCAUUGACACCCCUCUGGACGACAGUAGAUUCCUGGAGAGGCGCAGCUCGCUGUACCAGCCCAGGUCGUCUGACCUGCUGGAGCAGCAGAAACACUACAACUCUCCCCGGGUCCUGCUGAGUGAGCGGGCGCCCCUGCAGCCUCCUCCGCUCUACUCUAUAGAUGACUACGUGGGCAGCUCUGACAGAACCAACAAGACCCGCAGGAAGAGAUACGCAGAACACAAGAGUUACCGCGGGGAGUACUCCGUCUGUGACAGCCAAUCACAGUGGGUGACAGACAAGACGAAUGCGGUGGACAUCAGGGGUCGUCAGGUCACCGUCCUGGAUCAGAUAAAGAUGGGAACCGCCGAAAGCAACUUUGUUAAGCAGUACUUCUAUGAGACCAAGUGUCGGACUGCCAAACCUUUUAAGAGCGGCUGUCGCGGCAUCGAUGACAAACACUGGAACUCGCAGUGUAAGACCUCUCAGACGUACGUCAGAGCUCUGACGCAGGACCGGACCUCUGUGGGCUGGCGCUGGAUACGGAUAGACACUUCCUGUGUCUGUGCGUUGUCACGGAAACACCGCAGGACGUAAACACACAACCCGACCAUAGACAUUAUGGAAUAUAUUUCCUUAUUGUGAAGGGGGGCUGUACAUAUAAAUUAUUAUUUAAGUUAUGUGAAAUACAUGUAGUUUCUACAUGGCUAUAUAUGAUAUAUAAAUAUAUUUGUUAUUUAUUGAAGUCAUCAUCAAAGGAAAAAAUAAAUAAAAAAAUAAACCAAGAACUCCUAACAUGCGGCUCCACAGCCACCACACAGCCUAGCAUCUUCAGACUCAGACCAUGGAGCUGGACAGUACAGCCUAGCAUGGAGAGACUCUACCAUGGGGCUGGACAGUACAGCCUAGUGUGGAGAGACUCUACCAUUGGGCUGGACAGUACAGCCUAGCAUGGAGAGACUCUACCAUUGGGCUGGACAGUACAGCCUAGCAUGGAGAGACUCUACCAUGGGGCUGGACAGUACAGCCUAGCAUGGAGAGACUACCAUGGGGCUGGACAGUACAGCCUAGCAUGGAGAGACUCUACCAUGGGGCUGGACAGUACAGCCUAGCAUGGAGAGACUCUACCAUGGGGCUGGACAGUACAGCCUAGCAUGGAGAGACUACCAUGGGGCUGGACAGUACAGCCUAGCAUGGAGAGACUCUACCAUGGGCUGGACAGUACAGCCUAGCAUGGAGAGACUCUACCAUUGCGCUGGACAGUACAGCCUAGCAUGGAGAGACUCUACCAUUGGGCUGGACAGUACAGCCUAGCAUGGAGAGACUCUACCAUUGGGCUGGACAGUACAGCCUAGCAUGGAGAGACUCUACCAUUGGGCUGGACAGUACAGCCUAGCAUCUUCAGACUCAGACCAUGGGGCUGGACAGUACAGCCUAGCAUGGAGAGACUCUACCAUUGGGCUGGACAGUACAGCCUAGCAUCUUCAGACUCAGACCAUGGAUCUGGACAGUACAGCCUAGCAUGGAGAGACUCUACCAUUGGGCUGGACAGUACAGCCUAUUGUGGAGAGACUCUACCAUUGGGCUGGACAGUACAUUCUAGCAUGGAUAGACUCUACCAUUGUGCUGGACAGUACAGCCUAGCAUGGAGAGACUCUACCAUUGGGCUGGACAGUACAGCCUAGCAUGGAGAGACUCUAC